AGCAAUCGGUGGAAACACCAAGCAAACGACGUGUUAUAUCGAAGCGAAUUAUUGAAUCUUUAUAUUGAGAGUACAUUGAAGAAUCACAGAAGAAAAUGCCCGCUGUAGGAAUCGAUCUAGGAACGACGUAUUCAUGCGUGGGAGUGUGGCAACAUGGCAACGUGGAGAUCAUCGCCAACGACCAGGGCAACAGGACCACACCAUCGUACGUAGCCUUCACGGACACGGAGCGGCUCAUCGGCGAUGCGGCCAAGAACCAGGUGGCGAUGAACCCCAACAACACAGUGUUCGACGCUAAGAGACUGAUCGGGCGCAAAUUCGACGACUCCAAGAUCCAGCAAGAUAUGCAGCACUGGCCCUUCAAGGUUGUGAACGAUUGCGGCAAGCCCAAGAUCCAAGUGGAGUACAAGGGCGAGACGAAACGGUUCGCGCCCGAGGAGAUCAGCAGCAUGGUGCUGACGAAGAUGAAGCAGACCGCGGAGGCGUACCUGGGCUGUGCGGUGCGUGACGCAGUGAUCACGGUACCGGCGUACUUUAACGACUCGCAGCGACAGGCGACUAAGGACGCGGGCGCCAUCGCCGGUCUAAAUGUGCUGCGAAUCAUCAACGAACCCACCGCGGCGGCGCUCGCGUACGGACUCGACAAGAACCUGAAGGGCGAACGGAACGUACUCAUCUUCGACUUGGGCGGCGGCACCUUCGACGUGUCCGUCCUGACCAUCGACGAGGGCUCACUGUUUGAAGUGAAGGCGACGGCAGGUGACACACAUCUCGGCGGUGAAGACUUCGACAACCGACUGGUAAACCACCUCGCCGAUGAGUUCCGUCGCAAGUAUCGUAAGGACAUCCGCGGUAACACGCGCGCACUUCGGCGCCUGCGCACCGCUGCCGAGCGAGCCAAGCGCACACUUUCCUCCAGCACCGAGGCUAGCAUUGAAAUCGACGCGCUGCACGAGGGCAUCGAUUUCUACACCCGAGUAUCACGCGCGCGCUUUGAGGAGCUCAACGCGGACCUGUUCCGCGGCACACUCGCGCCAGUAGAGCAGGCGCUCAGGGAUGCCAAAUUAGAUAAGAGCUCUAUCCACGAUGUAGUACUCGUCGGCGGCUCCACGCGCAUUCCCAAGAUCCAGAGUAUGUUGAGAGACUUCUUCUGCGGUAAACAGCUCAACUUAUCGAUCAACCCAGACGAGGCAGUCGCGUACGGCGCCGCAGUACAAGCCGCCAUCCUCAGUGGUGAACAGCACUCUAAGAUCCAGGAUGUGCUGUUGGUAGACGUAGCACCUCUAUCGCUCGGUAUCGAGACUGCCGGUGGAGUCAUGACCAAGAUUGUCGAGCGCAACGCCAAGAUCCCGUGCAAGCAGACGCAAACAUUCACCACAUACGCGGACAACCAGCCAGCGGUGACCGUGCAGGUGUACGAGGGCGAGCGUGCUAUGACCAAGGAUAACAACCUGCUGGGCCGGUUCGACCUGACCGGCAUUCCGCCGGCACCGCGUGGCGUGCCUAAGAUCGACGUCACUUUCGACUUGGACGCGAACGGCAUCCUAAACGUGACCGCAAAGGAGAACAGCAGCGGCCGCUCGCAGAACAUCGUAAUCAAGAACGACAAAGGGCGGCUGUCACGCGCCGAAAUCGACCGCAUGGUGGAGGAGGCGGAGCGGUACAAGGAGGAAGACGAGCGACAGCGGCGGCGCGUGGAGGCGCGCAACCAGCUCGAGACAUACGCGUUCAACGUGAGGCAGGCGCUGGACGAGGCGGGUGAGCGGCUCGCCGAGCAAGACAAGGCGACGGCGCGCUCCGCCUGCGAGGACGCACUGCGCUGGCUUGACAACAACGCGCUGGCCGAGCGGGAUGAGUACGAGCACAAGCUGCGUGAGCUGCAGCAAGCUUGCUCGCCCAUCAUGAGCAAGCUGCACGGAGCCGCCGCUGAUGGCAACCGACAACAACAACAGCAGCAGCAGCGACAGCAGUACGGCACAGGACCCACCGUCGAGGAGGUUGACUGAACAGUGAACACACCGCAGAACAACUAGUCGACAUUUUAUAUUCUGAUCUCACCCACCAAUAUUACUGUAAAUAGUAGUUGUUAGCUCUGUACAUAACGUCUAGGUUAAGUUAAUUUAUUUUAGGGUAUAACAUUCCAAUUCCAACUGAUGAUUGUGACUGUUAAUAAAAAUAAAUGCAUAUAAAAUUAAACGUCAUUGUUUUAUUUA
Manduca sexta (tobacco hornworm) is the source of this 2213-nucleotide messenger RNA. RefSeq names its product heat shock protein 68. The coding region runs from base 96 to 2006 and encodes 636 amino acids. The transcript has a single exon. The record is from RefSeq and is a predicted model, not a curated record. Gene Ontology annotation, molecular function: ATP-dependent protein folding chaperone; ATP hydrolysis activity; ATP binding. Gene Ontology annotation, cellular component: cytoplasm. Lineage: Eukaryota; Metazoa; Arthropoda; Insecta; Lepidoptera; Sphingidae. Gene Ontology annotation, biological process: protein refolding; cellular response to unfolded protein.